AUGUUUCCUACAAAUAUAUAUAUGUCUCGGCUAUCUUUAUGGUUAGGACCUUUUAAAUAUGUUUGUUCUAUAAAAAAAUGCUAUUUUUCAUCAUUUUUUGGUUUAAAUAUCAAUAAAAAUAAGAACAUUACUUUAAAGAAAGAAUAUAUGGAUAAAAAUAUAUUAUCAGUAAUUAAAUCACAUGAUUAUUCAGAGUUAAAAAAUCAGAAACUUCGAAGAACACAACUACAUAUUCCAUAUGUGACAGAUUUUCUUAUUAAAGAUCCUUUUUUAGAUAAAGAGUCAGAUUUUUUAAACAAUAAAACCAGUAAUUUACCUGAAACAUCUUUAGAUACUUCAGAAGAAUAUGAUCUAGCACCAUAUUUACCUAAGAUUGAAUCUAUUUUUUUAAAAGAAAAUGAUCCAGAAUAUUUAUCUAUGAUAACAGGAAUGUCUCCAUGGGAAAUUAAAAAACUUAUACAAAAGCCUCUUGUAAUACGAAGAGUUGUAAAUCAGACAAGAAAAGGGAAAAUAUCUUCAAUGUAUUCAUUAGCAAUAGUAGGAAAUGGUAGUGGAAUGAUAGGAUUAGGUGAAGGGAAAUCUAAAGCAUUGCGUACAGCAAUAAAAAAAGCAUGUUUACAGGCUAUGAAAAAUAUGCAUUAUAUACCUCGGUAUGAAAACCGAACGAUUUAUGGAAAUGUGAGAUAUAAAUUUCAUGCAGUGUUAUUAGAAUUAAGGUCUAGGCCACGCGGUUUUGGUAUACGUGCAAAUCAUUUUAUUCAUGAAAUAUGUCGUUGUAUUGGCAUAAAAGAUCUCUCAGCAAAAGUAAGAGGUUCAUGUACAGGAAUGAAUGUAGUUAAAGCAACUCUUGAAGCAUUAAAAACUCAAGUUUUACCGGAAGAUAUUGCAAGGGCUCGAGGAAAAAAAGUUGUAGAUGUUAUGCAAACAUAUUAUUCUAAAUCAUAAAAUUAUACUAG
Molecule: messenger RNA, 956 nt
Organism: Pneumocystis murina B123
Lineage: Eukaryota; Fungi; Ascomycota; Pneumocystomycetes; Pneumocystales; Pneumocystaceae
Exons: 2
Coding region: 1-945 (314 amino acids)
Biological process (GO): translation
Cellular component (GO): ribosome
Molecular function (GO): structural constituent of ribosome; RNA binding
Source: RefSeq, a predicted model, not a curated record